GGACUUUAGAGGAUCGUUGCCGCAGAACCGGCAGCAUCUGGUUAAGUGCGGGAUACGCGCUCAUUUACUGGUGAAGAGCAGAGUGAAUUGCCUGCCAUGUCAAGCAGCUGGACCGACACCGAGUUCAAGGCCGACGAGUCUUUCGACGCCAACUCGUUCCCGACGUCUUCGCCCGGCUUCUCGCUGCCGGACUUUGGCAGCACGUCAAACGUCGACCUUGGCGUCAUCUCGCCCGUCUUUGGCGUGGCCGACAACGCGACGUCCGCUGCUGACUACCUAGAGUACGAUGUCAAAGGCCGUGGCUUCCACGAGCGCGCCACGCAUACCAUUGGCCUCUCGUACUUUGGUGGCAUUAUCGGUGGCGGCGCCUACGGUGCCCUCGAAGGUGUCCGCAACAGUCCCAGCCGCAAGUUCAAGGUGCGCAUGAACUCGCUCUUCAACGCUGCGGGCCAGCGCGGCUCGCGCGCCGGCAAUGCGCUUGGCGUCCUUGCGCUCAUGUACUCGGGCUGCCAGGAAGUUGUUGACACGCUUGAGCUCGACCAGUAUGGUGUCUUUGACAAGGCGCUGCCGAUCGUUGCGGCUGGCGCCACGGGCAUGAUCUACAAGUCCACGGCGGGUACGCGCCCGAUGCUCAUGGCUGGCGCCAUUGGCGCGAUCUUGAUGGGCGGUGUCCAGUUUGGCGAAAGCGUCCUCGGCGUGCGCUACUAAGCACGCAACGUGUUUGUAUUUCUUCCUAGAGACCUCGUAAGUUAACACGAGUCGGUUGCGCCUCG
Saprolegnia diclina VS20 is the source of this 773-nucleotide messenger RNA. RefSeq lists its product as hypothetical. Gene Ontology annotation, biological process: protein import into mitochondrial matrix. Gene Ontology annotation, cellular component: mitochondrial inner membrane; TIM23 mitochondrial import inner membrane translocase complex. The coding region runs from base 97 to 708 and encodes 203 amino acids. Gene Ontology annotation, molecular function: transmembrane protein transporter activity. The transcript is spliced from 3 exons. Lineage: Eukaryota; Oomycota; Saprolegniomycetes; Saprolegniales; Saprolegniaceae. The record is from RefSeq and is a predicted model, not a curated record.